Epinephelus moara (kelp grouper) is the source of this 4322-nucleotide messenger RNA. Its product is annotated as insulin-like growth factor-binding protein 4. The record is from RefSeq and is a predicted model, not a curated record. Gene Ontology annotation, cellular component: extracellular region. Gene Ontology annotation, molecular function: insulin-like growth factor II binding; insulin-like growth factor I binding. Gene Ontology annotation, biological process: regulation of insulin-like growth factor receptor signaling pathway. NCBI's taxonomy places the organism in Eukaryota, Metazoa, Chordata, Actinopteri, Perciformes, Serranidae. Bases 693 to 1478 code for a protein of 261 amino acids. The transcript has 4 exons.
AGAGAGCUAGAGAGUAAGACAGAGGGAGAGAGCUUUAGCCUGGCUUUUCUCUGCUGUGCCUUUCAGCUCCUCUCUCACUGUAGAAAGAGGCGUGUCCAUGGACCAGUAUAAAGUCCAAGGAGAGCCACUCGUGUUGAGCCAUUCUCAGGAGCGAGUCCUUUACACUGCACACCAGCAAGAGGAGGAAAUUGCAGCUGUUACUUAAAACGCUGCCUUCUGAUGACCUGCUUUGUGUUUGGACACUUGUAGACCAGAUUUUUUGGGGUUUCAUGAGACGGCGGGCGAGCCUCUGGACUCAAACUUGAAGAGAGAGCAAGACUCACCUGAACACAGUGGUGGAUAUCCUUCCUGCAACUGUUCAUUCCAACACAACAAAAAGUAGUUCUUAUCACCACUACAUUCGCCAGCCGAGCAGAUCACGAGCAGGCUCCAAUUUCUGCGCUGUGAAAUUGAAUCAGAGGAACCGAGAGGCAAUACAGGAGAGGCAUUGUAUCCCUGCAAUUGAAACACUAACCAGCUGACAAUAUCAAAGACCAUCCUGGACAAAGCGCUCCUCUCAGACCUCCCUUGUUUGCUCUAAAAUCUGCUGUUGAAGUAGAAAGUCAUCAAAAGCUGCACAACACUCAGAGGAGAGGGAAGCAAAGGGGAGCAUACACGAGGGCAAAGGAUUGCGUGCAGGUGCCGGGGCUGCCAUGGUGCGUGGAGGUGGCGUGGCAGUAGCUCCGUCCUGCUGGAGCCUUUGGGCAUUUGGCGCCCUGUCGCUGGUGGCACUGUGCUUGUCGGACCAGGCCAUCCGCUGCCCGGUGUGCUCUGAGGAGAGGUUGGCCAGCUGCCGUCUGCCGGAGGGCUGCGAGGAGACGGUGAGGGAGCCGGGCUGCGGCUGCUGCCCCACCUGUGCCCUGGCAAAAGGGGCUCACUGUGGCGUCUACUCGCCCCGCUGUGGCACGGGCCUCCGCUGCUACCCGCCGCGUGGCGUGGAGAGGCCACUGCACUCGCUGAUGCACGGCCAGGGGGUGUGCACUGAUGAGAGAGAGGUGGAGGAGAACUCAGCAAUGGAGAGGCAGGAUGAGAUCAUCCCUGAGCACCCAAACAACAGCAAUAUCCGGUGCAGUCCACAGGACAAGCGCUGCAUACAGAAGACCCUGGCCCGACACCCUCCAAAAUCCACAAAUCAGAGGAGCAACACCGCCAGGGAGGAGACCAAGGCGGCGCUGGCUCCAUGUCGUGCUGAGCUACAGAGAGCGUUGGACAGAUUAGCAUCAAAUACACGCACACACGAUGAUCUCUUCACGAUUCCCAUACCCAACUGUGACAAGAACGGAGAUUUCCACGCCAAACAGUGUCAUCCUGCACGUGACGGCCAGCGGGGAAAGUGCUGGUGUGUGGAUCAGAAGACCGGCCUGAGGCUGCCGGGUCCGCUGGAGCUGCGAGGGGAUCUGGACUGCCACCAGUUAAUGACUGCUACCCUGAGGGAUUGAGGAGUGGAGUGGCAGUGGGGGGUGCAGGACCAGCUGAAGUCUACUGGUGCUUAUUAGUAGAACUACACGAGGAAAAGGACUUUGCUCUAAAGCCUCACUUCACCUGAGGCCAAUGGUACUUGAGCCUGCGCAACAAAAAAGGAAACCAUUGAAUUGAGUUCUUUUGCUAUUUUGUUUCUGUGUGUGAGAGUAUGUGAUCUCUGAGUCUUUUGAGCACUUGUUGUGUAUUGUUUCUACGAUGUGAACUUAAGACCGUUAGUCUUUAGACACAUGCGCUUUAAAGUUACAGGUGGCAGAAAAAAACCUUCCAAUAACAGUCGUAGUUGUGAUCUUUGUUAGAGCGCGAAAUGUGUCGUUUUCUCAAGUCUAACUUAAGUAGAGUUGAAAAGUAAGAAAAUGCAUUGACCCCACCAGAUAAUCAGACCUGAGAUACAACAGUUGUUGUUUAUAAUAUUCUCUCUGGAGCACUAGAUCAGUUGGAAUCGCUGCAUCAGGACAAUCCAGACAGAUGAUCAAUUAAAGGAUCAUGUACUAGUUUUUUCACACAAUUUGUGUAAUUGGUUGUAAAGUGUGGCUCUUAUUUGACUGUCCCAUAUGUCGUAAACCCCACCCAUCUGGUAAGUAGGUUAAAACAAACACGAGUCUAGUUCAGCGACGACACAAGAGCAGCAAUAAAAGAUGGGAUGAGAACAACAAAUACAUAAAAAAAAGAAACGGGAAACAAAGGAGUGCAACAAUCCCCCGCCUUGAGUUACCAAAUGAUAAGCCAUAGCUUUUCACAACAUCAAGACCAAAGUGAAAAGUGAGAUUAGUUUGAACAACUGUAUCUCUGAAAGGCCAGAGUAGAUUUGCUUCAUCACCCCGUGGUUAACUCUGCUUCCUCUCUUUGCCGACGAGCUCUCUCUAGCAUCGUGGUCCAGAGGGACUGGCAGCGUAGCAGGGCUAGAAACUCUGUACACUGCUGAUAGGAUAAUCUUAUUUCUCCAGCUGGUGCUAAGAUGCCAGUGUGACUUUCAUGUUUGUAUGAAUAUGCUUCAACAUACAGGAUUUCUCUCCAAACAGACUGCUUGGCAGAACUUUGGUGGUGCUAUAUACUGAUUGUGCCAAAAUACAAGACAAAAAAAAUGGCUUCUGCACUUUUUGGGCAUUGUUUAGGAUUGGAACAGAAGACUGGGAUUUUCAGGAAGUGGAGCAAUUAGCAUCAGCAAGUGUGAGGAUCACCUAAAUGUGUGACCAUCUGCACUAGCUACUGGCAAUGGCUGCUUUCCAUGUGUGUAUUCAAUGUUAUUGUUAAAACAUAAAAGGAACAUCCCACAUUGGUGCUGCACUAUCACUGCAGCUAACUGGCUGAAUGUUUUAUUGGCCAGCGUUGAACACUGCAGGCGUGAUGUGUCUUAAAUAUACAAGCAGAGUGUAAUAAGCUCCUGGCAGCAUAGCAACACCUAGUUAACAUGAAGCUAUGAAUGGAGGGGUGUAGCAGUAAAGAUAGCUUAAUGAUUAUGUGGAAACCAGAGUUUCCUCUGUCAACCUGACAGCGAUAGUUCUCAGUUUUCAUAUCGUCUGUGGGGCAUCACACUACUAAUUAAAGGAGUGUAUUACCAGUGCAAAAGACAUAGCUACUCAUCUGAUAUUUUAGAUACUGUAGGCGAGACUGGUAAUAUUCUUAUAGCAAUUUGAUUGUACUGGUGGUGUGUAUUUAUGAGUUCAGGUGAGAGCAGCAGGUUUAAGCUAAUGCUGGUGUUUGUCACCAGCAGAUAUGGACAGCCUGCUCAAUCUGUCCCAUGGGAGACUAUGGUUAUUAUUAACUCAAGCACAAAUUCAUGUUGUGUAGAUGGACAAUGAUUAUUAGUGACACAGAACGACAUAAAUUUUAGCCUAACAAAUCAUCUGUGUGUAGAUUACGGUGCAGUAACAUCAGAUAUGUCAAAAAUAAAGUAGAUUAGAAUGAGACAGAUAUUCACAGCUACUGUCACACAAUUAAUUUUUAGUUCUUUGUUGGUUUUUGUCUCCACCUUCAAUUUUACCUCAAUGUCAGGUAAGCUUUAAAUAGGACUAUUUGAGCACAACACACCAGAGGUGUGGACUUGAGUCACAUGACUUGGACUCAAGUCACAAAUUUGAUGACUUUGGACUCAACUUGACAAAAUCAAAAAAGACCUGCAGUUCAACUUGGACUUUUACACCAGUGACUCCUGACUUCACUUGGACUUGAGCCAUCUGACUUGAAAAUACUUGAUAACUACCCCCAAGCCUAAAGAUAAAAAUAUGUUAUUCAAAAAGUGUGCAACGAAUCAAUUAAUUUCCCUUAAUUUCCUGAAUCAACUAACAUUUACGCAAAUCAUUCCCAACAAGCUGACACUUAAUUCCCUAGAUGUGCUUUGUUUAAACCAAUCAAACAGCAUCAAAUCAAAUUGCAGGACAGAACCAGGAAAAACUUCCAAGAAACUUGUUUUAAUAAAUAAAUGUAAAAUGUAAUAGCUUUCAAAAUGUAACAUGACUUGUUUAGGACUAAAUACUCAAAGUUUAGGACUUGGCACCUGACUUGGGGCUUGAGCUCAAAGACUUGAGACUUAAUUGUGACUUACAAAACAAUGACUUGGUCCCACCUGUGCAACACACUAAAGGGAGGUUCAUUCAGCUCCACACAAAAAAUAAAAAGUGCCAUGAAACCCAUUAUUAUUAUCAUUAUUAUUAUUAUUAUUAUUAUUAUUAUUAUUAUUGUUACUAGUAUUAUGCAUUUUUUGCACAUUUUUCCACAUUGAAUUUGGUCUAUUUUGUUCCCUAAAAAGCAGUAGUACACAUAUAUAAAUUGUGGGUCAGAGAAAAAUAAAAACCUCUAAUUUU